Vairimorpha ceranae is the source of this 1008-nucleotide messenger RNA. Its product is annotated as ccch-type zn-finger protein. Gene Ontology annotation, molecular function: metal ion binding; mRNA binding. NCBI's taxonomy places the organism in Eukaryota, Fungi, Microsporidia, Nosematidae. Bases 1 to 1008 code for a protein of 335 amino acids. The transcript has a single exon. The record is from RefSeq and is a predicted model, not a curated record.
AUGAAAAAAGGCGGGAAACUUUUUAAUUUAAAUAUAAGUAGUCCUAUUGAGGGUGUAGAUAAAUAUUUCUCUUCUAAAAUGUCCUGUAAAAAUAUUUCCGAAUCUUUAAAAUGUAAAUCGCUUUUAGAAUAUAAAGGUCUAUUAUGUGCUAUAUCUCCUAAUAAUAAAUCUAAAGCGGUUUCGUCAAAAGAAUACUUUUACAACAAAAAAAUACAGCUUUAUAAGACAGAAAUAUGUAGAAGUCAUUCAGAGACGGGAUAUUGUAAAUAUGAAUCAAAAUGCCAAUUUGCGCACGAUGUAAACGAAUUGCGCAUUGUAAAUAGACAUCCACGUUAUAAAACAGAAACCUGCCGCACUUUUUGGGAAGAAGGAAGUUGUCCGUAUGGAAAACGAUGCUGUUUUAUACACAUAAAAAAUAAAUCUUUAGAAAAAGAAAGAAGUAGUUUAGAAUCUUCCUUAUUCGUGGCGGAAAAUGUAAAUACAAUUAUAAAAGAUAUUAAUUGUACAAGCAAUUUUUUAAAAUUACCAACAAAAUCAUUUUUACAACUAAAUUACGAAGAAUUGGAUACUAAAAGUGCUGAUAAUCAAAUUAAUAUAAGUACAGACCAAAGAAAAAAAAGUUCAAAAAAAAACUGUGAUGAUUUAAAUGAAAACAAUCCAAGUAUAUUUCAAAAUGAAGAUUUAUUUGACGAUAUGAUGUUUUCGUCUAUUGACCAAUUAAAUUAUAAAAAUACAUCCGAAAUUAAAAAACAAAGUUCAGAUUUAAACACCAAAAAUAAAAUAACAUUAGAUUUUAAAAAUCUUGUAUUUGAAGAUUAUGAAUUUGAUAGAGAAAGACAAAUCGAUGAAAAACUUUAUUCAUCUGAUGUAUCUCCUAAAGAAAAUGUUAUAUUUGACACCUUAAUUUUUUCACAGCGAAAAUCUUUUUGGGAAAAUAAUGAAAAUCUACUAUGGACUUUAUCACCUUUAUUUUAUGCUAAUAAUAAUCACAUAUGGAAUAGAAAAUAA